GGCCGUCGAGUUCAAAAUAAAACAAUCAACAGCGAACCGGCUCCGCUCGUGGUUGGACGCGCGCCGCUGUGCCUUUGCCUGCCGUACCGACGAAAUAAAUAAACAUUUGGCGGGAAUGUGCAGAUUCGAAAUUUGAAUGUGUUUUCCUUUUUCAAUUUUUAAUUUAUUGAAGACGAUUUAGUUUUUUUUUAUAGAAUUAUUUUUACUUUUUUUUUGUGAAAAAGUUUGGUCGUACAGUUCGUGUUUUGGACCUCAAGUGAUGGAUUAAGUGGACUAAUGUGAAAUAUUUUGAAGUGUAAUGCUGAGUUAUUGAAAGGACUGCCUCCUGCAUGCGGAUUUAAAUUCAUGAUAUCGAAAUGUGGCGAGUGAAUGGAUUACUAUAGUGCUUUCUUCAAAAUGGCGGGUUGGUGAUUCAAAAUGGCGCCAACAAUGGUGACUCCCGCGCACGAACGUUACGCGCGUGACGUUGAACUCCGACCGCAACAUUCGAGAGAUGGAUCUCGAGAUUCGGGCAUCUUUCACACCACUAAAGGACUUUGGAAUGCUCCUGGACAGAACAACUGCUUUUUGAAUAGUGCUGUACAGGUGCUUUGGCAUCUGGAUAUAUUCCGGCGCAGCUUCCGCGAGCUCACUGGCCACGCUUGCCUCGGACCGUCCUGUAUUUUUUGCGCCCUAAAGGAACUAUUCACGCAGCUACAAUGGUCUGCCGAACGGGCACCCGCCGCGGACGGUCUCCGGCGCGCCCUGGGCGGCGGCGGGGCUCGCUUCCAACUGGGCUGCAUGGCCGACGCCAGCGAGUGCUUCGAGCACCUGCUCCUGCGAGUCCACGCUCACGUGGCUGCCGGCUCCGGUGACAGAAGAGAUGACGAUGCGUGUCGAGCGCCGCACUGCGUACCCCACCGAAAGUUCGCCAUGAUGCUCGUCGAACAGUCCGUAUGCGGCGCCUGUCAAGCUACCUCGGAACCUCUGCCUUUUACUCAGAUGGUUCAUUACGUAUCCGCUACUGCGCUGACAGCUCAAGCGGCUCUGGGCGAGCAUGGUGACAGUUUCGGCUUGUUGCUGAGGAAAGCAGGAGGAAUGGGCGAUAUCAGGGACUGUCCGAAUGCAUGUGGAGCGAAGAUUCAAAUAUGCAGAACGCUAAUGAAUCGUCCAGAGGUGGUAUCUAUUGGCAUGGUGUGGGACUCUGAGAGACCGGCGGCGGAGCACGUGGCCGCCGUGUACGCCGCGCUGGGCACCGAGCUGCGUCCCACUGACGCCUUCCACGCAUGCGUCGACCGAGCCUGGGCCGCCCGCGCCACGCACCGCCUCGUCGGACUCGUCACCUACUACGGCAAGCACUACUCCACCUUCUUCUUCCAUAGUAAACUCCGCCUCUGGAUAUACUUCGACGACGCGGAUGUCAAAGAAAUAGGACCGGAGUGGUCACACGUCGUGGAGAAAUGUCAAAGAGGACGAUUCCAACCGCUCCUUCUGUUGUACGCUGCGGUCGAUGGAACGCCGUGUGACACUCGUCAUGCUCCUAAAGAUGUUGUUCCAUUCCCGGCGCCCGAGCCUCGCCGAGCGGUCACGCCGGCACCCGAACGACCCGCAAACGGAUUUGCUAGGCGGGCCGUCACGCCAGGCCCAGACAAUGAAAGUGACUACGUUAGUAGGAAAGCUGUAGAAAACAUGCUUGAAGUUCAAGCCAACCGACGCGCACAACUCAAUCGAAGUCUGAGUACGGGGUCUGGAUCUGACACCCAAGAAAGGCCGCGAGCACGGCGGGAUUCUGGCAACUGGAGCGGUGACCGCAACAGUGCGUCAUCUGCGUCAUCCUCCACCGCCGAGAGCCCCUACAUGUACCCCAGGGGUCGCGGUGCGGGCAGCGUGCCCGGCAGCCCUACGCGCAAGGGAGAGCUGUCUAGCGGCGGUUCUUGUGAUGCCGGCUACGACUCAUACUCCCUAUCCUCUACAGACAGCCUACCUCUACAACAGGGUCUGCGCCAUAACCUUCAACUGGCGCAGAUACCAGAGAUAACAACACGUGGUGAAUGUGAGGCUCUUUGCUUAGAAGCAGACAGGCUACUUGAGAAGUCUCGCAACGCAGAGGAUUCGGCUGAUUAUGAAACAGCUCUAGUGUUAUGCGAUGCAGCCGCAACAAAAGCUCGUGUGGCUAUGGAUGCUCCCUACAAUAAUAGACAUAUGGUGACAUUUGCUCGCAUGAAACACAACACAUGCGUAAUGCGGGCACGCAGUCUCCAGAGGCGAAUGGCUGGUAUGACCAGAGUAACUGAAAUACCCCAGGCUGCCCCAAUCAGAAACACAAAAGGCGGUCUCGAAGCCACACCUAUGACAAUCGAAAUCUAUGCCACAUUACCCAAAAAGAAGGGCUCUUCAAAGAAAUCACCCAGAUGUAUUGAUGAUGAUAUCGAUACAGUGACUCGCGAGCGACCUCCGAGACACAAAUCAAGGGAUGAAGACAAAGUUAAAGAAAAGCGGUCAAGAAGUGAAGACCGGAGUCGAGCUCGAAAAGAAGUUCCCGUUGUAAAGACUACAGAAAAGAAAGAGGAAUCGGCUGAAGAUAAGAAAGCUAACAAGAAACAACAUAAAAUACGUAGAAAGUUGUUGAUGGGCGGUUUGAUACGUAGGAAGAACAGAUCGAUGCCAGACUUGACGGAAGGCGCUGAUGGUAACAACGAAACCACUAACAAAGAGAAGCGCGUAUCUUCCGUGGAUGACACUGAAGUCGGCCGGACGAUUGAUGAUAAGACAAACUUGAGCGGCUACUUGUCGGAAGGGCACCUAGAAUACUCAGUUGCGAGCGGUACUAAUCCAAACCUUGAAAGAAGCAAACUGAUGAGAAAGAGCUUCCACGGCAGUGCAGGCAAGAUGUUAACAGCCGCCAAAGUGCCACCUCCGCCGCCACUUCGCACUACGUCCCAACUCACUGGUUCCAAGUACGCUUAUUCUGAACAUGGGAAGGGUACUUAUCCAUCUGAAAUUGAAGAAGACGGUGGAUUCUCGGAGCAGUAUGGUGACGAGCCGCAUUCGCUACCGUUCUUGCACCCUUAUGACGAAAAGCCUGGCAAUCACUAUGACAGGUUAGACACUUCGCCAGCACAGAACUUCCACACUGUGGUUACGAAGGCUAUGAUACACCAAGAGCAAAGCCCGGUAAAGAGAGACACGAUGCAACCCAUAAUGCCGUCUCACAACACGAUACAGAACCUCUCGCACACGUUCGAUGCGGGUGUGGACGUUGUGGACUGUGCACCGCCGCGCAGGUCUCCCACCAUGUUUGAGCUGCCACCCUACCCCAGCCCCAUGAACUCCGUAAACCACUCGCGACAACCCAGUGAAGAGUUCCCGCCACCGCCCCCACCUAUCGAUCUAACACCACUACAUGACGAACUCGAAAAGAUUCAGACCAUUAGUGAAAUGUCCAUGCCAAACGAACUAGAAGUGGCCAAAGGAACCUUACUGGCGAGCCUCCAGGAGAAGAGAAAUCAAAUUUUGAGAAAUGAACAAUGUGCUCCUCAAAUGCCUCAAAUUGAAAAGCAGAAUACCCACCCAACACUGUUGAAGGAACUGCAAGCCAAACAGGCCUCAUUUAAAUUAAAGAGGUCGGGAUCGUUAGAGGGGCAGUUAUCGUCGAGUCCUAUGGAAGCACACAAUGUGUAUGAAACCACAAAUAGCGUUAGGAAUAUUGCCUCCAGAUUCGAAAAUAACACUCAAAACCAAUCACAAGAAGGUGACAGAACACAUAUAGGUUUUGUAGGCAUGAGUGGAAAUAGAGACGUGAUCAACUGUUCUGACCAAUCCAACGCUGGACUCAACCGUCGUGCGUCAGCAUCCUCAAUUGAUCCCAAACAAAUUGAGGAAGAACAGUGUGAUCAGAAAUCGGCCAACAACACUUACGGCGACCGGUCCAAACCUAAAAAGAAAUCAGUGUCCUUCUGUGACCAGGUGAUAUUAGUGUCCACCGCCGAAGACCAGGAAGACGACAGUUACAUCCCGAACCCUAUCUUAGAGAGGGUACUGAAAUCUGCGAUGAACAAACCUGAGCUCACGACAAUGCCACUCCAAUCAGACAAGCCGUCACUUCAGCGACAAGACUCUUUUGAUAGUCAAUCAUCACGAUCGACGAUAUCAUCACUAUCACAAAAUUCAUUCGUCCCUAAAGAGAAUUCACACGCCGAGUACGUUAGAUUACAAAACAAUUAUCCAGCCUAUCAGAUGCCUCCGAAUCGUUUACAACAACAAUUUAACGCACAAAAGAACAAUAGUGUGUACGGGACGAACUCGCCAGUACAAACUACUCAAAAUCAAAACGGAGUCAACAGUAAUCAGAUAUACCAAACGCUUCCCUCCAGCACACCUCAGAACACCACCAGCCCUAUCCCAUACAAUCAGCCACCGUCAGUAUACCCGAACCACAGCAACGCUAGCCCACCGAACUUUAGCCAAACGCCUGCAAACAGAUUAACGCCCACGCACAAUCCCGCCUAUAUGUCAAAACACCCCGUCAACCUUCAGAGACCCGUGCCCAACGCCGGGCACACAACCGCUCAGCUGCAUCCAAUGAAUCAGGCCAUCAACAACGCCUACUACCACCGAGUGCCGCAGACAUCGGCCGCCACCACGAUGCCCAGCAACAACUACACAACAAACCGCCAAUACGCACACAAUAUGCCAAACACCAUACAUUCGCCUUAUCAAAGCGUGCCCACCAAUUCGCCAGCUUACCAGAGCUACCACAACCCACCGACAAGCUAUGCGAGCUCAGAAUAUUCUAGUCGAUACCCACAGGCGAACAGUACAAACCACUACACCCAGUCACCAUACCAGAGGGUACCGCCACCACACGGUGACGUACCGGUCGAUAACUACAAUAAUUUCCCACAGAAAAUGUCUAACAAUUACUACGUAGACAAUCCUUCCGGUCAGCCGCGUGUUCAAGAUACGAGGCAUUAUGCCAACACGCAACACCAACGCGCCGUGUAUAGCCAAAACGUUAAUGUAGAUAGUAAUGUAAAUACCGAGCAAAUGGGGCAGUACCAAUAUGCUCAGAACGGUUACAAUCCGUACCAACACAUACCGCCGCCAAAGCAGUUGCAGAAGAAGUCUGUUUCCUUUGAGCCGGGCACAAAGGGUGGCACAGAUUCGCCAAUACCACCACAAAUGAAUGGCAACCCUCUAUACCCGACUGGCGAAUCUCAGCCCCCGCAGAAGACUGUUUGCAACUUAUGUCGCAAGAAAACCAUCAACCCACCGGCGAUGUACUGCCCCGACUGUGAUUUUUACAUGUCUCGGUUUAAACCACGCUCAUAGCAAUAAAUAGAAAUUGCUAGAUGCGAAAAAUUUGUACUCAAUAGUAUAACUAUUACAAUAGAUUUGUAUUUUGAACCCAUAUGGGAUGUUAGUAGUGUUAUGUACCUAUGUAUUAAUAUUGUUAAGUAAUAAAACAAAUUAUAGAUUAUUGUAUUAAGGCUUGACUGAUCUCAUGUGGGAAAAUAUUUUUAUAACAUUGCAGAAUUAUAAUUGUAAGUUUUGUAUGAAAUUAAACUAUUUCUUUAAAGUGCCUUAAAGUAGACUCGUAUUUUUUUAAUAUAAAUAAACAAUGAUAAUGACAUCAACAUCGCAAGAUGAAUAAAUUAUUUCCAAUUAA
Messenger RNA from Helicoverpa armigera (cotton bollworm), 5647 nucleotides. RefSeq lists its product as uncharacterized. The transcript is spliced from 6 exons. Lineage: Eukaryota; Metazoa; Arthropoda; Insecta; Lepidoptera; Noctuidae. The record is from RefSeq and is a predicted model, not a curated record. Gene Ontology annotation, biological process: protein deubiquitination. Gene Ontology annotation, molecular function: cysteine-type deubiquitinase activity. Bases 418 to 5310 code for a protein of 1630 amino acids.